This is a messenger RNA of Betta splendens (Siamese fighting fish), 2339 nucleotides long. It is a transcript of the gene chaf1b, whose product is annotated as chromatin assembly factor 1, subunit B. NCBI's taxonomy places the organism in Eukaryota, Metazoa, Chordata, Actinopteri, Anabantiformes, Osphronemidae. Bases 111 to 1913 code for a protein of 600 amino acids. Gene Ontology annotation, molecular function: protein binding. The record is from RefSeq and is a predicted model, not a curated record. Gene Ontology annotation, cellular component: CAF-1 complex; nucleus. Gene Ontology annotation, biological process: DNA replication-dependent chromatin assembly; nucleosome assembly. The transcript has 14 exons.
CGCGCUGAUUUCCGGUACUUUGACCAAUCAGUGCAGUCUAAUAAACCGGAAGUUUUGAAGAAUCAUACGCGGGAAAUACUUGAAGUCUUCAGCUGUACAACACAGGAGCAAUGAAGGUGGUAACGUGUGAGAUCGCAUGGCACAACAAGGAGCCAGUCUACAGUGUUGACUUCCAGCACUGCUCUGAUGGACGCACUCACCGCCUGGCCACAGCUGGAGUGGACAGCACAGUGAGGCUGUGGCGGGUCGAUACAGGCCCAGACGGGAAAGCGGUGGUGGAGUUUCUGUCUAAUCUAGCUAGACAUACCAAGGCUGUCAACGUGGUUCGCUUCAGUCCUAUAGGAGAGCUCCUUGCUUCGGGAGGAGACGAUGCAGCAAUUCUUCUGUGGAAGCUCAAUGAUUCCAAGGAGCCUGAGCAGACUCCUGUGUUCCAGGAGGAUGAAGAUGCUCAGCUUAAUAAGGAGAGUUGGUCUGUGGUCAAAACACUAAGGGGACACAUAGAGGAUGUGUAUGACAUCUCCUGGACUCGGGAUGGAAACUUCAUGGUUUCUGGAUCUGUUGACAACACUGCUAUUAUGUGGGACAUCAACAAAGGGCAGAAGCUGUGUAUCUUGAAUGACCAUAAGAGUUACGUGCAGGGGGUGGCUUGGGAUCCUCUGGGCCAAUAUGUUGCCACUCUCAGCUGUGACAGGGUGAUGCGUGUUUAUAGCACUCACACUAAGAAAAAGGCUUUCUGCAUCAGUAAAAUGAGCUCUGGGCCACUUCCUGAUGGAGAGGUCAAACAGUACAGGAUGUUCCACGAUGAUAGCAUGAGAUCCUUUUUUCGACGUUUGUCAUUCACACCAGAUGGUUCUUUUUUGCUUGCACCAGCUGGAUGUGUAGAAAUUGGAGAAAACAUCAUUAACACCACCUACAUCUUUUCCAAAAAGAGCCUGAAGAGGCCGAUCGCCCAUUUGCCAUGUCCAAGUAAAGCUACAUUUGCUGUGCGCUGCUGCCCUGUCUACUUUGAGCUGAGAACCAAGAAGGGAGAAGAUGGUUCAGUCAAGGCUCUUCCCAACUUAUUCCAGUUGCCGUACCGUAUGGUAUUUGCAGUAGCAUCAGAAGACUCGAUCUUCUUGUAUGACACUCAACAGACUCUUCCUUUUGGCCUGGUGUCCAACAUCCACUAUCACACACUCAGUGAUCUUGCGUGGUCUCGUGAUGGUUCCUUCUUGGCGGUGUCCUCCACAGACGGCUACUGUUCCUUCUUAUCGUUUUCACCUGGGGAGCUGGGUAUUCCACUGAAGGAGCCCCCAACAUUGGAGGUCUUUGUCCCAAACAGUGGUGUUGAGAAAAAGGGCAAAAAGUCAGGCAAGACAUCGUCACCUGUGUCUCAGCCGACAAACUCAGCCCCAGCUUCUGCAUCCCAAACCAAAGAGGCCCCUCCAGUAACCCCACCACAGGAGAAGAAGAGCACCCCUGUGGCAAAGUCUAAGCCUCAGCCACGUAGGAUCCCCCUCAACACUCUGGAGGGCUGGGGAAAACCAACUACACCUAAAGGCACCGCUCCUUCAGCACCGCAAACGACAGCACCUGAAAGUUCAAGUGCACCAUCUACUCCACAGCCACGCAUCACCCCCCUCACCCCUUCUACUCCCUCCACCCCAAAAGCCCUAAAUAAUGCCAACACUUCUAGAUCCACCACUCCUAAAGCCACCAGCACCCCAAAGGGGCCCACACCAAGGAGAGUGUCUUUGACUCCGUUAGCAUCCCGAUCUCCAGCUGUUGGUUCACUGUUCAACACUCCCUCCCCAACGACAAAGGCCAAGCACGAACGUCCUUCUCCUCCCACUGAUCCAGUCUGCCAGCCGCCCGAGUCUAAACGGCCCAAGACCACCGACCCCCCAGCAAAGACCAGUGUACCCCAGGAUUAGUGUCUUACUGGGGAAAGUGUAGUUCUACAUGUGAAAAGAACACAUGCUGCCGAGAGGAUCAGUUAAAGCUUCAGAACAAAACCUCAAAGGCGCCUUGUGAACGUAAUCUCACAGUAUCAUUGUGAAUGGGGUAAGGAGUCUGACUAAAGCUUUAACUUCAAAUCAGUUACACAUCAAGCUGCAUCGGUGUAAGUGUUUUAAAGUAUUUCUCCUUUUAUUAGUGUGCUUUGUAUCAUACAGUAAGUAGUAGUAGUAACGCAGUAACUAUUGUAUUUGAUUUGUCAGUUAAACUUAUUAAUGGCUGUUGUAAAAAGUAAAAUUGUGACUCAGGUCAAGAACUUGUGUGAGCUGUAAUAUUUGCAGUAAAGAUAAUAGAUAUGUAACUUGAAUUUUGCUCCUGGUCUCAUAAUAAAGAAUGUUUCAAAA